UUGAUAUCAUAAAGGAACUGGCUGAGCUCUCCUGCCUAAUCUGUAGCUUCCCAUACUCUUCCUUGCGAGGGUUAAUAGGUUGAGAAGAUACUGAAAAUGGCUACUGCCCAGGUGCAAAGGAACAUAGUGAGCUCAGUGCAGAUUCCCACUCGUGUAACUACAGAACAGCAGUCCCUGGCUCUCAUUAAAAGGCUCCUUGCUGUCUCAAUCUCCUGCAUCACUUACCUGAGAGGACUGUUUCCUGAGUAUGCGUAUGGGACCAGAUAUAUAGAAGACAUCUGUGUGAAGAUCCUCCGAGAAGACAAAAGCUGUCCUGGUUCAACCCAGUUAGUGAAAUGGAUGUUAGGAUGUUACGAUGCAUUGAAGAAAAAAUAUCUCAGAAUGGCCGUAAUAGCGAUCUAUACAAACCCAGAAGAUCCACAGACGAUUACAGAGUGCUAUCAGUUUACAUUUAAGUACACUGCUAGCGGUCCCGUCAUGGAUUUCACCAGCUGUAAAGGUGACAACUCCGUUUCGGCCAGUUCAGAUAUAAAACAGGCCAGCAUUCUGCUUAUCCGCAAGCUGUACGUCCUCAUGCAGAAUCUGGAACCUCUGCCUAAUGAUGUCUGCCUAACGAUGAAGCUUUUCUACUAUGAUGAAGUUACCCCGGCAGACUACCAGCCUCCUGGUUUCAAAGAGGGGUGCUGUGAUGGGAUGAUGUUUGAGGGGGAGCCAAUGCACCUCAGUGUGGGCAAAAUGUCUACCCCUUUUCACGUCUUUAAAGUAAAAGUCACCACAGAGAAAGAUAGGAUGGAGAAUGUGGAGAAGGCCGUACUCAAGAGUGUGGAGAGCAAAACACCUUCACAGCCCACUGGGACAGUCAUGGAGGAUGGAAAACAGCCUGAUCAUCGGAUGGCAGUAAGAUUGAAACACCUUCUGUCUGAUGAAUUGGUUAAUAAAGAGGAUUGGGAGAAACAUAACGUGGACUCUAUGAACAUUGAAGAGCUGCCAAGACCAGGAAACACUGGGCAAAUAGUUACUAGCCAAACGUCAGUACAGGAAACAAAAAGUAGCAUAUUUACGGAUUCUGGAGUGAAGACAGCAAGGUGAGUAAGUACGAGAAGUGAGCCAGAACUAGUCUGCGACCUGGGAAUUACUUGGAGUGGCACAGCCAGCGUUAGGGCAUGGAGUAACGUUAAGGAAGGGCCAAUAAAAGCCAGAACCAAAUGUACCACAGGGGCUUUCGUUAAUGGAGACCAUGUGAUUGCACCACUAAACUAAAGGUAUGGGUGAACUAGAAACCUUUUUCAUCGUAGUGUUGUUAUAGCUUAUAUCAUUGUUAUCGCUAUAAAAACAGCUGGGGGAAAGCCCUCUUCAUUGCCUCGCGUGCAAAGUCAUCCAGGUUACUGCACACCUCACUGUCUGUCAUUCUUUCAGAUUUUGGUUUUUAAAGUUCCAAAUACUGUAAUUCAGGAGCUAGAUUUGCAAAUAUUCUGGCUAACCUGGUAUGAAUAAUUACUUUCAUAGUAGAUCCACUGCUUGAUAUUAAACAGCUGGGUAUAUAUCGAUGUCAAGGCAGCCAUGACAGCUGCAUCAUACUUACUGGAAACCUGUAACUAGACUUCGUGUAAUAGAAUCUUCCAACUCAUUUUGUUAUUUAUUUAGUUUCAGCUAGUUGAUCUUUAGUUUUAACU
Messenger RNA from Pelobates fuscus (common spadefoot toad), 1673 nucleotides. It is a transcript of the gene HORMAD1, whose product is annotated as HORMA domain containing 1. NCBI's taxonomy places the organism in Eukaryota, Metazoa, Chordata, Amphibia, Anura, Pelobatidae. The record is from RefSeq and is a predicted model, not a curated record. Bases 97 to 1089 code for a protein of 330 amino acids. The transcript has 12 exons.